UUCAGUCGUAAUCUAUCCCGCCAAUACCUUCGCUCUCUUAUACCCCCUUCAUUCCCCUGCUUACUCUCAUUACAACCCCACUUACUGUGGGAGCAUCUAUCAACGCGCCCUCGUGGGACGCGACGCGUGCUCGUCCGCGCGCCGAUCUUUUUGCGAUCUCUGCCUCCUCGACCAGUCCUCCGCACCUCCCCCGCGUCCUCCACGGCCUCCGUCCUCCUUCCGCCCCUGUCUCUCUGUAGCAUAGUCUCCCGCGAUGACCGACAUCAACACCGUCGCCAAGCAGUUCACCGAUUUCUACUACACCACCUUCGACACGAACCGUGCCGACCUCCAGGGCCUCUACCGUCAGAACUCGAUGUUGUCGUGGGAGGGCAACCAGGUCCUGGGAGCUGCUAACAUCUCCGAGAAGCUGACGGCGCUCCCUUUCGACAAGGUGCAGCACAAGGUCACGACGCUGGAUGCGCAGCCGUCUGACCCAACGAUGUCGAACAUGAUUGUCAGCGUGACCGGCCUCUUGCUUGUGGAUGACAACCAGCACCCCCUGCAGUUCAGCCAGGUCUUCCAGCUCGUCCCCGAGGGCGGGAGCUUCUAUGUCUUCAACGACAUUUUCCGCCUCAACUACGGCGCAUGAUUCUCGCUCAGGGCACAACAGGGUGUGGCAUAUCUAACUGAGGAUCGCGAACCGGGCAGAAGGAAAUGGAAUGUUGUACGUCAAGAAUUGUUGUUGCUAUAAUACAUUCUCCGUGUUGUGUAAUGCGGCUGGUCUGAAAGACGCCCAACGUCGAACAUCCUGGGGUUGUCCUUGGGUUACAAGCUCAACAUUGAAUAGACCAAACACCAGUGAGGGAAUGUACAAGAUCUCGCCGUGAGCGACGAGGAAUAAAAUCUACGGCACCAGCAUCCAUGUACACCGGGUAUUACUAUAGUACGCAUGUGCGACGACAACCAUUCGACAAGACGAUUGAAAGAGCAGAACAAGUGUCAAGGCCUCGAGGAAGAUCAAACACCAGCAACGAUCCUGCAUAGCCGGUCGGGUCAGUCAGUUUCUCAGAGCACGGUACAGGCGAACCACUCACUCUUCGGCCUUGUUGAGUGCCU
Fomitopsis serialis is the source of this 1098-nucleotide messenger RNA. Its product is annotated as nuclear transport factor 2. The transcript is spliced from 5 exons. Gene Ontology annotation, cellular component: nuclear pore central transport channel. NCBI's taxonomy places the organism in Eukaryota, Fungi, Basidiomycota, Agaricomycetes, Polyporales, Fomitopsidaceae. The coding region runs from base 254 to 631 and encodes 125 amino acids. Gene Ontology annotation, biological process: protein import into nucleus. The record is from RefSeq and is a predicted model, not a curated record.